CUGAGACAAGACAGACGCAGUCAAGCCCUGGCUUGCUACGUCUGGCCGUCCGUCCUGCACGACCGUCGCCGCCCGUCGACAUGAACGAGCCUUCUCCCGUGCGACCACCGUGCAACCAGCCUGCUUUGUCGCCCAAUCGUGCUGAAGGCUGGGCUUGCUGUGCGACCGCCGACCGUGUGCACCAGCACGUCUCCGCACCGUGUCCUGUGCGAUGGCCGUGAUGUCCACGCAGCAGACUGCCGAGCGCGCUCCAGCGACCCGCAUCAUGUCCGACGGGGGAGGCCAAUAGGACAUUGUGGAGCGUGAUCUGCAGGUUCCGCACAGGCACCGCAUGGAUAGAGUACGGCCUUGGCUUAUGAUGUCGUUGCAUCAUUGCCUGCGCUGUUACGAGGCUUUGGGGUUUGUUGUUUUUGUUUAAUCACCGUUCCCCUCCCCGAGCGACGCAUAUUUAGACGGAUGGCUGGCGACACUCGCACGGCAUCCGACUUUGAAGACACCUUUAGAUUGGCAAAUCCCCUCCGCUGCCGAUCUUGCCUCGAACCGCUCUCUUGUUCAUCUGCGCGGGACCUAUCUGUCAUAACUACUUUUACGAACAAUUUCAAGGCCGCUUGGCGAUUGGCGAUAUAAAGGACCAGCCAGAGACGGACAGCUCCGUGGGGAGGCACAGGAACCGAGACAAAACCAAAAAAAAAAGAGUUUCCCAACCAUGAAGACUUUCACGCUGCUCCCAUCGUUGCUGGCCUUCCUGGCUUCGGUCGUGGGCGCGCUGCCAACGCCGCAACCUCAAGAGGCUUCCGGCCAGGACGACUGCAACAUGUCGUCGUCCCUCUUCUACCUCGUGACGGCCUCGUCUCCAAUGUGCAGCUCCAACUCGUCCAACCUGCCGAUGGUGUCGGCAACGUCCCUGUUCGAUCCACUCCACCAGCCAAACUUUUUCCUGCGCACCAUCGGCCCCGGCUACGGCUCGCUCCCCGUGUUCACGCUGUCCGGCGGCUCGCUGCACACCUUCUCGAGCGACGCCUUUGGGCAAGGAAACUACACCUACAGCGCCUCGCGGCCCGUUCCGGGAUCCGAGUUGCAGUUCCUGCAGGGCGACCAAAGCGACGCCGGGCUGGCACUGAAGGGAGGGUUUCUGCUAGGCCUCGGCGACGUGACGGACGGAUGGACUUUGUGUCCCGGGGCCAUGGAUCAGACAGUGCUCAAAUGGAACGGAACGGAUGCGGGCUGCACGGCUACGUACGUGCAGGCUGUGAGCGCACCGCCGUACUAAUGUGUAUAUAUGAAUGAAACUGCUACUUGCAUUGGGAGGGGUUCGUCAGAAGCAUAAUAUAAAAGCAUUCACGGAUAGAUCGAGGGCUGCCAAUGAACGAGAUGUUGUAUUGAAUAGUCGGCGCUAGCCACGUUUCUGUGUUACGGCAUCAAAGGAAUAAUCCUUCUUUCCAUCCGUCUCCC
Messenger RNA from Verruconis gallopava, 1452 nucleotides. RefSeq lists its product as uncharacterized. Lineage: Eukaryota; Fungi; Ascomycota; Dothideomycetes; Venturiales; Sympoventuriaceae. The transcript is spliced from 2 exons. The coding region runs from base 707 to 1270 and encodes 187 amino acids. The record is from RefSeq and is a predicted model, not a curated record.